UGAUGCCUCGUGAUCGCUGGAUCGUCUUCGCGCCUUGGCAGUCAGAACAGUCAGACGUCACUCGACGAUCACGCAUCUCCGCCAGACCCAUCACAACAUGUGAGAUCACAGAACAUUCUCCACGACUCGUGAUAUAUCCCCAUAAGAGCGUCUGGAAAUCCACACCUAGAAUGCAAACCCCGCUGAAUCGCUUACUCACCCAGAUCUACUUUCCAUACCUCCCACCUUAAACCCCACACUACUCGGAAGCUUUGAGCUCCCUCUACAACCUUGUUCAUAUACUCACCAAAGAGGGCUUAACACAGUCCCAGGCCAACAAUGGCGGAUAAUAUUACUUCAAAUGGCGAAGGAAUUCUUACACCACCAGCAUCUUCCGUCACAACAUCCCACCACCCCUCGCCAUUACCUCAACCGCGCCGACAUCCUCUCAAGCCUGGUGGUAACAAAGAAGGAGAAGUGAUCGGCUACCUCGACCGCGGCCUCAAUGAUGUACAGAAACGCGUCGACAACAGAACCAAAGAAUGGAACCAGAGUUCCGGACGUAGCUCGGACCUACGCGGAUACAGUAGUUUCACAGGCGUCGAGAAGGAUCUCGAAGGUCUGAUAGAUGUUGUUUGGGUUACGGGAUCACCGAAACUCCAAUUCACAUAUCUCCUCAAUAUCACCGGCCUCAUCUCAGACACCCUUCCGCUCUUCCCCUCCGCACCGCACGCUACCUUUCGCCUGCUCGAGAAACUUGACGCGGCUUUCUCUUCUCUCCUGCUAGGUCAUGACCCCGAAACAAAUGAACCCUUGCCUGGAUUCGACAAGGGCUUUGCGGUGUCGACGACGGAUAAAGUCCGCCUGAAGGGUGUUGUGGAAAGGACGAGACUUAUAGUCGCGAGGAAGAUUGGGCGACAUACUGGUGAACCAGGAGACGAAGAUACACCGGUGGAUACUGAAGAUGAAGAUAUGACCGAUGCAGACGAGGGGCUGGUGAAGUUUGAGGGAUUCGAUACGAACGAUGAAGAUGAGGACGAGUGGGAAGAGACACACGUUGGUAGCGUUUUUGAAAAGACGAUUGCUGAAUUGGGCGAUGUCCUUGGCGGACCCCCAAUUGGAAUUAUCACGGAAGAUUGGAGUGAUCAAAAGAUGUGUGGUUAAGGGAAGUUUGCUUUUAAUUGAAAAUAUACAGAGUGUGUUGGCCGUUGUUCGAUACAACCUCCAUCCUACGUUACGAUAACUUUGACAACCGCACAUACGAAAGCUUCCUUCAAUACUUGUCAUCCUUGUGAUCAAACAUGUAUUCGUAGAUUUCUC
Messenger RNA from Aaosphaeria arxii CBS 175.79, 1299 nucleotides. RefSeq lists its product as uncharacterized. Bases 319 to 1143 code for a protein of 274 amino acids. Gene Ontology annotation, cellular component: transcription factor TFIIH holo complex. The record is from RefSeq and is a predicted model, not a curated record. NCBI's taxonomy places the organism in Eukaryota, Fungi, Ascomycota, Dothideomycetes, Pleosporales. The transcript has 2 exons.